AUGAAAAGACAUAUUGCCGUGUUGAACGGUAUCAUAGCCCUGUGCAUCGUCCCCGCCACAGCUAGCUAUUCCUUCUAUGUGGGAUCCAACCUCACAGCCUCCGGGGCCGUCCUGGUGGGCGGCACUGGAGAAGAAGUCUCAAGCCACUGGCUAAAGAUCUACCCUGCCGCCGACCACACCACUGAAACCGUCACUGUUGGCGUAACAUCUGCCGCGGUCGUUCCAGGGAACCUGACGACCAUUCCACAAGUUCCCCAUACUUUCAGAUACAUCAGUAUGGACUAUAGCGACUACCUUGGAUUCCCGCCGCCAAUAUCAAACGGAGGUGUCAACGAGAAAGGUGUCGCAGUUCGCGAUGUGUGGGCACCCGGUCGUGCAGAGCUUCUAGAAAUGACUCCCAAACCGCAGAAAGGACCAUCGUAUUCCGACUUGGCAAGACUGGUGAUGGAGCGUGCGAGCUCUGCUCGUGAGGGCGUCGAGAUCAUUGGAGACCUUAUUGGGAAAUAUGGAUAUUCGGACUAUGGUGGAAAUACCCAUCUCAUCGCUGAUAAGGAUGAGGGUUGGAUUGUUUGGGAAUUUGCUGGUGGAAAGGGCCUCUGGGCUGCUGAGAGACUUGGGCCAAAUGAUAUUCGCGUGUCUUUCCCUGGAUACAUUCACGAUUUCCCGAUCGCCUUUAAGAAUCAUCCUGACUACAUGGCUUCGGACAAUAUUGUCUCGUUUGCGGUUGAACAAGGCUGGUGGAGUCAUCAUUCUGGUAAACCAUUCAACAUCAAGAAAGUUUACGGCUUGCAGCCUGGACAGAAGACUCCCGCGGGUGGUGAUGCUGAGUACAUGUCGCCAGAUCGGCUGGAGAAACUCACCAAGGCAAUGGUCCCCGUGACUGAGAAAGACCUAAUCGAGCGUGUACGCGACCCACGCAUUUCCAACGACGAAGCCGGAUAUGGCCAGGUCGUCAGUCUACACGCAGACACCGACCCCGACAUGUAUCGCAUCUGGAUCGCACCGACAAGUUCCGUCGCAGCACCCUUUAUCCCCUGGUGGCUCGGUGCAGAGUCCAUCCCCGCAGAACUCGGCGAACAUCGCUAUCUCACGAAAGAUGCGGAAUCCACAUUCCUGAACCCGGACUACCAACUGCAAGAGGCCAGUCUAUUCGCGGGUCGAUUAUUCAAGCGCGUACUUUACUACAUGUGCUCGGCGCCGCGGACAUACCUUCCUAUUGUGAAGUGGGCAUUCAUCGGUUUCGAAGACCAGUCUCGAAAAGAUAUCGAAUGGGUUGAGAAAAGCGCUAAGGUGAUGAUCGCCAAUGGGGAGAGGAAUGCUACGCGGAGCUUGAUUACGCAUUAUUCGCAUACUCGUGCGGACCAUGCUAUUGAGAUGGGUAGGGCUAUGGUUGACGCUUUGGAUAGUUAUGUCAAACUUUCUGGGAAUUGGCUUGGUCCGAAGGGGAACCAGAUUAAUAUCAGUCCUGAUGGUGAGCCUGUUAAUUGUUUGGUUGGGAUUGAUCCGGAGGAACCACCUAGCAAGCAGUCGGGACAAUAA
Molecule: messenger RNA, 1539 nt
Organism: Penicillium manginii
Lineage: Eukaryota; Fungi; Ascomycota; Eurotiomycetes; Eurotiales; Aspergillaceae
Product: peptidase family C69-domain-containing protein
Exons: 1
Coding region: 1-1539 (512 amino acids)
Biological process (GO): proteolysis
Molecular function (GO): dipeptidase activity; cysteine-type exopeptidase activity
Source: RefSeq, a predicted model, not a curated record